AACACACCAGAAAUGUGACUUUAAAGCAAAUAGCGCCAUCUACUGGGGAUUGUGUGAGGUACUGCGUCAAUAAAAUACACUGAGAGAUAUGGUACCACUGCUGAGAGAGGUGGAGCUGUUGUGGCCAUCCAGUAUUAUAUCCCUGCAGGCCAAACCAAAGUCCCCAAUCCGAACAUGGCAGUCCUGACCAUGGAGGAAAAUGUUCCUUGGCUGUGGAAAAAACAAAGACAAUACAAUUAGUUCCUUAUGUCACUAGGUGUAAAGAUGCAAAAAGGUUUUUGCGUGCAAGAUCACAGUGUUUUUAUACAACAUAUUAAGAACAGACAUUUUAGGGUUCCAGGCCAUUUAACAUUACAUUUUAAAUCUUCACUUAUUUUUCUCAUAAAUUUUCCCCAUAAUGUCUCUGAUGGGAAGAUACAUCCUACAUGUCGUGUAGCUGCUGGAUGAAGCCAUUGUAAAAAGUACAGAUGAUUCAGAAAAAUCCAGUGCUUCACAUCACAUAAACUAUUCUAUUCAAAUUUGUAAAUACUGUGCUUUAUUUCCUGUACUUUAAAAGAUGGAUUGGUAGGCAUUUAAGCUUUUACAAAGUUAUAAUUCUCUGUAAAAUUUGAAAGAACCACAAGCACUGAAACGACGUAUAAAUUACUCAGAAGGGUGUCACCAGUCCCCAUAACUGGCCCCGCUUGCAGCAAGAAGUUAUCAGUUGUGACACUAUGGUACAUCACACUUUGACACUCUCAAACCUACAUGAUGAAAUCAGACUGACUGAAAACACCAAACACACACAAAACAGAAGUAGAUGCUGAAACUACCAAAUACAGAAAACAGAAGUAGCCAUUGAAACUACCACACACAGCAAACAGAGGUAGCUGAUACGCAUUUGAUUUUCCCUCCUCGGACAGCCAAAUGAACAACAUCCUUCUGAGAAAUGUGCGCUUGCAAACCAGACGAACCAGCUUUCAGCUGCUGCAUACAAGACUAAAUGGCACAGACAGCAGUGAGGCUGCGAUGCCUGGUCAUGUUAGGGAGCAAGGAACACGAAGAUAGCGGCGGUAACCUUAUGAAGUUUCACAACAAUGAAUUCUAUACUGCAAUUAUGGAUGAAGACUUGGGAUGUAUAGAAGACAUGUCAAGGAAGUAUGGGAGCAACUUCCUCAUCAAGAUACAAGACGGUGCACAAGACGUUUUUUGGAAGGGCCUUGCCAUACUUCCCCUUCACCUGGCUGCCUCUUACAGAAGAGUAAAGAGCAUGCAGAGCCUGCUGUCAGCAGGGGCAGACCCUGAAAUGAGAGACCAGCUUGGCCGAACCACUCUGCACUUAGUGAUAACCAGCUGGCCGAGCAUCCUGAGCAAACCAGGUUCCAAGAUCCAGACUGCUGUGAUGGGCUUGUGUAGGCAGGCGGAGGCCUGUCUACAGCUCCUCUGUGAGCACGGUGUUAACGUCAAUGCAAAGGUGGAGGAGAAGAGUCACCAGACAGCUCUCCACCUAUCAGUACGCUACAGGGCUCUGUCUGCUGUCAAAAUUCUCUCCAGCUAUGGUGCUGAUGUUAAUGCUGUGGACGACAGCGGGAUGACGCCCCUGCAUAUGGCAGCUGGGAUCCUCCAUAAGGACAUUAUAGCCACCUUGAUCAAGGAGGGAGCAGAUAUCAACAUGGGGGUGAAGCACUCUGGGAACACUCCUCUGCACCUGUCUGCUGUGGCAAUGGCUAUGAAGUCCACUAAAACCCUAGAGGACAAUGUUAGCUGCAUCUCUGAGCUGCUUCAGCAGGGGGCCGAGGCCGACGCUGUGAACAACGCUGGGAUGACACCUUUACAGGAGGCAUGCAGCAUGGGCAACAAGCAGCUGGUGGACCUGCUGCUCAGUUACGGAGCCAAUAUCAAUAAGCUGAGCAACGCAGGGGAGAACUGUCUGUUCCUGUUCCUGAACCACAGGUCUAAUGUAAGGAACAGCUCUCUGCUGGUGAAACUCCUCAGUCUGACGUCCCCACUCACAGUCUACAACCAGAGAGGCCACCUACCCUCUACCUUGACACUACCAUGUUUCUUCAGACAGAGAGACCAGCUACUAAAACUCAUUCAGCAGCCAAAGAGGCUUCAGGAUAUUUGCAAGCGUGACAUUUAUCUAAAACACGUCCAAGACAAGACACAAGUGUUGAGAAGAAUACUGCCUGAGAGACUAUAUGCCUUUGUAGUCAACUACUGGGAGAAUUUACACAUUUCCUUUGUGACAGAUAGUGAACAGGACUCUUUUAAUAACUUAUCUGACAUUGCUCCUAUGGCCAUUUAACAGCCAUGUGUCAAUGCAAACUGCAUCUGACUGUAAUAAGCAAUUGCAAUAAGCUACAGAGACAACACAUCUGAUCAAACAAAGCACCUUACCUUCAGGUCUCUGUGAAUGAUUCCCCUGGAGUGAAUAUACGCUACUCCUUCAAGUAUCUUUCUCAGCAGGCCGAGUGUGCGUUCAGGAUCAACACAUCCAUAAGGGCCUGAAAAUACAAAAAUAUAUUUAUUUACCACAAGUAUACUUUUAUAACUCAGAACAGGUGUGAAAUAAAUGACAACAACAAUUACAUCUUAAGGUCUGUUCUUCUCUCUGCUUGGUGUUCCUGUCAGAGAUCCAGUCCUUUAGUGAGCGCUCACACAGCUGCAUCUGGAUAUAGAGCAUCAGGUGGAAGUGUACCUGCCGAUACAGCCGAAACAUAACUGAAAUUCUUGCGUUGUUUCUAAGUGUACAUUUUAAAAAACACAUGAUUUACUUUCAGUAAGCUAUAAAACAGAAUAUUUCUAAUCAUUUGUUUGAUCACUGAAAGCCUCUUUAAGCAACUACCUCUUUAGAAGGCUUUACUGUAUGUUUGUCAGCCCACGGCUGAUAUUCUCUGUUGAUGCAGGAGUUGUUGUUCAGUUCGAUGCUACUCCUGCUGGACUCCUCCUCUGACCGUUCUGAACUCUCCCAACCCAUGGCAGGACAUUUGGAGCUCUUCAUGGGACCUUGCUGUCCCAGGAACACACAGGGGAUGUAGUUCUUGGGAAUCCGAUGCAUCAUCUUGGGACACACCACCUGGUCCUUCUCUUGGGUUGGAACUAAAGCUUUGAUGGGCUGGGUCUCUCUUAGGGGUACUUUGGCACUUGAAGCAGCAUCUGUCUGUACUUGACUGAGGCUCUGGAAAACAAUCGAGGAGCUGCUGCUGCUGCCGUCAUGGCUGUCACAAGAACUGGGAAUGAAGGAGUCAAGAUAGAUUAAAUGAUGAGUAUUAGCUGAGAUAAAUACUAUAGUGUAAAUAGUAUUUGAUUUUUUUUACCUGUCAAAAAAUAAUAGUAUUAAUAAUACAUUCUUAGCAAAAAUUUGUAACCCUACCAACUUUUAAAGCUAUUUCCUUAUACAAGUAGUCCACCAGAAGGUAAAAAUGUUAAGUAUCAAUAAGCCUUAUAAAUAACAUAAUAAAUAAUACUAUGGCAGCACCUUUGAUUAAUUCCAUUAUCAAUUAAUAUGCUAUGAUCAUUUGUAUUGUACAAUGAAAAGAAAAUACAAUGAAAAAUAUCCAUAACAAUUAAUAAGAUCAGUUGACGCUGGAUCCUACCUGUCUUGUUGUCCAGGUGAUUCCAGUGCAGGCAGGAGAGAUUCAGGAUCUGCAACAAAGACGUUUUUCACAUAAAGCUCGUGUUAAGAUAGGAAGAGUCAGUGUUGUUGUUCACUAAACUACUCACAUGCAGCAGGCUGAACAUGUUCCAUCCACGCAGUGUGAUAGCCCACAACAUUAAUAUGCUGCAGGCUGGACAACACUUUCACUUCCCUGAGUACCUAAAGCAAAAUAGAAUUAUGUAAUUAUUAGUCUAUUAUAUAUCUGCAUUUGGGCAUAAAAAUUUUCAUAAAACACUGACGGACCAACCUUCAUGCAGUCAUCCUUUGACACUUUUUUGAUGAGAAUCUUCUUCACAGCAUAAUGUUGUCCAUCCAGUUUGUUAAUAACCU
This is a messenger RNA of Micropterus salmoides (largemouth bass), 3970 nucleotides long. Its product is annotated as ankyrin repeat domain-containing protein 61-like. Gene Ontology annotation, cellular component: membrane; axon initial segment; synapse. The transcript is spliced from 5 exons. The record is from RefSeq and is a predicted model, not a curated record. Lineage: Eukaryota; Metazoa; Chordata; Actinopteri; Centrarchiformes; Centrarchidae. Bases 983 to 2287 code for a protein of 434 amino acids. Gene Ontology annotation, molecular function: transmembrane transporter binding. Gene Ontology annotation, biological process: neuronal action potential; negative regulation of delayed rectifier potassium channel activity.